Molecule: messenger RNA, 700 nt
Organism: Papaver somniferum (opium poppy)
Lineage: Eukaryota; Viridiplantae; Streptophyta; Magnoliopsida; Ranunculales; Papaveraceae
Exons: 5
Coding region: 121-534 (137 amino acids)
Source: RefSeq, a predicted model, not a curated record
AUCUGUUCGGUUCUCUCUUCUGCUUCCCACCACUAAACAGAGUGAUAGACAGACUCUGUUUUUGCAGUUAAUCAUUUCGAACCAUUUUUGGAAGCUCAAAUUUCUAAUCAAUUUUGAAAAAUGGCGAAUACCCUUUGUUUCUCACCAGUAAAUGCCAUCAAAGCUCAAAACAAACCAGGAUUCUUAAUCAAUAACCCAAAUGCUCCUAAGGUGAUUCGGGAAAACAGUGACAUAUUCAGGAGCUCUCAGACAGCUAAACCUCACUUAAUUGUCGUUAAGGCCGAUGCUAAGGCUGAUGCUAAUCCAAGUCCAGCCGUGAAAGUAUCAAGCAUAGUUUGUAAAAAUUGUGAGGGAAAUGGUGCUGUGGCUUGCUCGCAGUGUGAAGGUAAUGGGGUGAAUUCUGUCGACCACUUUGACGGACGGUUCAAAGCAGGUGGCUUAUGUUGGCUUUGCAGAGGCAAAAAGGAGAUGCUAUGUGGGGACUGCAAUGGAGCUGGAUUUACAGGUGGUUUCAUGAGCACCUUUGAUGAAUAGAAGCAAUAAUGUGGAUUGAGUCUGAAGAAUGAGUUGCAGGCUCGGAAAAAGGCUUAGUGUAAGGUCUGAAAUAGGUUUAUGUAAUCGAUUUAUCUGAAACUUCUGAUACUUUAACGUUGUUAAGAUUAUUGAUUUUGCCAUAGUUUAUAUUGCAAUACACCCCACA